Molecule: messenger RNA, 1025 nt
Organism: Lindgomyces ingoldianus
Lineage: Eukaryota; Fungi; Ascomycota; Dothideomycetes; Pleosporales; Lindgomycetaceae
Exons: 2
Coding region: 54-1025 (323 amino acids)
Molecular function (GO): catalytic activity
Source: RefSeq, a predicted model, not a curated record
CACUAACAACCGCCAAAGUUGACCUCAACCCCAACCCCAAUCCCAAAUCCGCCAUGUCCACCCCCGGCUCCUUCAACCUCUUCACCUCCCUACGCUACGACCCGCUACUCCUAACCUCCCCCGAAAACUCCAGCCCAGCACUAAACUUUAUUUCUCCAUCCCCAUUUUACAUGCUUGUGUACCACCGCGAUCGUAUGCUAGAAGCCGCACAGCAUUUUGAGUUCCAUGAAGUGGCGAAGCUGCUUGUUGACGGGGUGGCGUUGCAUGAGGGAUUGCUUGAGAAGGUGAGGCGGUGGGUUGGGGAGGGUGGAAAAGAGGAAGCGUUGAAGCCCUCUCCUCUAACCGGGGGUGCCCUAACACUCGGACACACAGACACCAUCCCAUCCCUCCCCUCCCUCCCCUCCCAAUCUCCCUCCCAAUCCCCCACGCCGUCCCCCAAACACCCGUUAGCCCCAACAUGGACGCUCCGCCUAGACACAACCCCCACGCCUAUGUCUCCCUUCACACUCCUCAAAACCACCCAUCGCACCUUCUACUCCGCCUCCCGCUCACGCGCCUUACCCCACAAUGCCGCGGACCCUGCGUUCACAGAAGUCAUGCUCUACAACGAAUGCCAAGAACUCACCGAAGGCACCACGACGUCCUUGUAUGUUUUCCGCGGAGGAAGGUGGAUUACGCCGCCAGUAGGCGUGCCUGCUGGAGAGUUCAGCUCGUCUACUUUGAAAGCUGCAGCUUCGGCUUCGGCUAGAGAUGAGCAUGGAGAUGGAGGGGUGGGUAAGAAACAGGAGGACAUGGACAGAAGUGAUGAAGGCGAGCUUCGAAAACCGUUCGCCGGACGCUGGGGCCAUAGCGUUAGGAGCGAGAAAGUGGGGAGUGGAGGACAGAGAGGGACGACGAGGCGGUGGGCGUUGGCGAAGGGGAUGUGUAUGGAGGAGCCGGUUGGGGUGGAUACGGUGACCAUUGGGGAGGGCGUGUGGGUUAGUAAUGGGGUGAGGGGAUUUGGGUUUGGGAAGGUUGUCUCGUGA